Molecule: messenger RNA, 3129 nt
Organism: Archocentrus centrarchus (flier cichlid)
Lineage: Eukaryota; Metazoa; Chordata; Actinopteri; Cichliformes; Cichlidae
Gene: reep2
Product: receptor accessory protein 2
Exons: 8
Coding region: 337-1173 (278 amino acids)
Biological process (GO): endoplasmic reticulum tubular network organization
Cellular component (GO): endoplasmic reticulum membrane; cytoplasmic microtubule; endoplasmic reticulum tubular network
Molecular function (GO): taste receptor binding; microtubule binding
Source: RefSeq, a predicted model, not a curated record
UUGUAUGUGCGCCACUGUUAGUGCACUAGAAGGAACAACAUGGGGCGCAUUUUGAAGCUAAAAUGACAGAUUUAACAGAGUGACCCUGGCCCUUUAAGAGCCAGUCUUUUUCAGCAGCGGUGGUGGCGGAGGAGAGCAGAGCAGUUUGGAGCUACAGACUGCGGAGCACAUCUCCAGCUGCUGUUAGCCUACCUGACAGCAGAGCAGGGCAGCCUCCUGGCUCACAUCGCAGCUUGCCGCGUCCUGGAGGGGAAUGGGGGCCACCUAGCCCGCUUACUAGCCGACUUGAUUUCCUAGAAGCGGGGGUAAAGCCUCACAGGCUGGCGGUCCAGCAAGAUGGUAUCCUGGAUUAUUUCGAGGAUAGUUGUCCUUGCCUUUGGGACGCUCUACCCGGCGUACUCCUCAUACAAGGCUGUCAAAACGAAGAAUGUGAAGGAAUAUGUAAAGUGGAUGAUGUACUGGAUAGUAUUUGCAUUGUUCACUACAGCAGAAACGGUCACAGACCUGCUCCUAUCAUGGUUUCCGUUUUACUUUGAGCUGAAGAUUGCAUUUGUGAUCUGGCUGCUGUCCCCGUACACUAAGGGCUCCAGUGUCCUCUACCGCAAGUUUGUCCACCCCACCCUGUCAAAUAAGGAGAAGGAGAUAGAUGAGUACAUUGCACAGGCCAAAGACAGGAGUUAUGAGACCAUGAUGAAGUUUGGAAAACGGGGUCUCAACCUGGCUGCUAAUGCUGCCGUCACUGCUGCCACCAAGGGACAGGGCGUUUUGUCAGACAAGCUGCGGAGUUUCAGCAUGCAGGACCUGACUCUCAUCAACGCUGAUGAUGAGCUGGUUCUGCACACUCACGAUGCACGCAUGAGACGGGACCCCAUGGACGAGAUGAGCUCGGGGUCCAGCACGCUGCCCCGGGCCAAGAGCACUGCUGCACGGCAGACCCGCUCCGCGGCAGCCGCUUCCCUUAUUGAUGACGCAUCGUCCCAACACAGCUCUGACCAGUCAGACACAAGGACUGAACACUCUGAUGAAGAUGUGGGAGAUAAAAGCCACAAGCGCAGUGCCAGUGUUAAGGCAACCAAGAAACCUGCUGCUGCUAAGACAGAGACUCAAACCAAGACAGUGAAAAAACCGGCGAAGAAGAAGACCACGACUAAUAAUGCAGAGACGCCACCCUGAGUCCUGCUGCUCACACGCGCUGGCCUCCACUCGCUCCACCCACAGCCUGCAGUCCCUUCUUCCCAUUUGGUGUCCACACAAAUGCACAUGUAGACCAUACAUAUAUAUAUAUGAGCAAUGAAACUGUGUCACUCUUGCUGGUUUCCAGAGCACAGUGUUAGUUUUUAGCAGUAAUAUGGAACUUUUUUUUUUUUUUUUAAACAUUUCCUGGCUCCUUGCGUGUUAUGACUCUCUCUCUCUCUUUAAGAAGAAUUUACCUGAUGUUUAACUUCUGGAGACAUUUUUUAAAAUUCUCAUGCAGGCCACUGUCUUGAGCGUAAUCUUGCUCUCACCCUUGUGGUAGAAAUCUUCAAAGGCUUGUCUUUAAAGCAGUGACACCUGGAACUGUUGGGUCUCAGUAUUUUGUCACAGUUUUAAAUAAAGGAGUAAAAGGCAAAAAGUCACCACUGAGGCCUGUAUUAAUUGAUGAGUGGGUGAGUGCAGCCAUCCUUACUGCUGUUAAGCUCAUGACCUCAUCACUCAGGACCACUGUGUCCUCACUCUUUUACAGCAGUGUAACCUGUUUUGGUUGUGAUCUACUUUAGUUUUAGACUCAUUAUUUUCUUUUUUUCCCUUGAAGGUUUAAAUUUUAGCUUCGCCUCAGUACGUCUGCAUUCCUCUGAGUGAGUCUGGCUCUGCUACGUUCAGGUCUCACUCUCACUGUUUCACAGUGACUUUCAUGUCAUCCGCAGUGCUGGUGAUGAAUUAUUUGUUCAGUGCUGGUUUUGUCAUCCUUCAUCUGGACGCAGCUCUGAGGUUAACCAUGAUCAUUUUUGUGUCUUUCUGUUUUGGUUAUGUGAUCUUAGUAACUAAUAUGAUCAGCUGUGCUCAGCUGGAUUAAGGAAAUGCUGCAAAUGAGUGAUGACUUUCUCCUAAGUGAGUGCAGUACAGUCAUAGGGGAGCUGCCAGUGUUAUCUGCAUUCACUACAGAAGUGGUGUUUGUGUAUUGUUUCUUUUCAACAUUACAAAGUGAUUGAGUACCUCUGCACUCUCUCGCACUCCUUUUACCCAUCUGUGUGGUGACACUUUGACGGAUUUUUUUUUUUUUUCUUGUGCACUGGAAGCCAGGAUGGUUCUAUAGAAAUAUGUGAAUAGUGAACCAAAUGAAACCUCUGCGAGUAAUUAUUUUAGUCUCAGAUGUGGAGGGAGAGUCAGAGCAGGCUGUGGGUAUUCCUAAAAUCACUGGACUUCUGGUUGCCAGCCACUGCAGUGCACUUUCUCCUGAGUGGAGAGAGGAGAUUUUAAAGCCUGAGAGGAAGUCAGUGCUCAUUACUGCUGCCUGCAGUGUGACACUUGAACCAGUAGGGGGAGGCAAACCCCACCUCUACUGUUGGCUGAAGUUGCUGAACCACAUGUAAACACCAUGUAAAUAGUAACCUUGACUGUAUAUACAGUAUGAGCUUGCUUGCCUUAUUCAUUCUCUGGGCUUAAAACAGUUGUUUUUAUCAUUUCUGCUCCUUCUGAUUCUUAGUCUGGAUAAAUCAUACAGACUGAGAAUAGAGGAACCUCAGACUUUAUCAGUAAAGACUUCUGGUAGUAGAAGUGAUUUUUGAAAUUUUAAUUAACAUGUUUACUUUUUCCUGGAGACAUUUUAACUCCAUCUCAGUGUAGGGAAUCCGAUCUUAUUCUUGUGCAUUCACAUUUGCUCAGUUUUCAGUAUUUUAGGGUCAGCAGGUGGAAACCAGUCUGUUUUUUUUGUUUGUUUUUUUUUCCUUAAUUUAAUGUUUACACUAAAUAAAAAGGCAUCUCAUACUGAAAAUACAUUUUGUGUUAUCAAGAUACUGCUCUGCAUUUUUAUCUUGUCAUUUUGAGAUAUUUAUUGUUGAUUAUUUUGUGUUUAAAAUCAGUAUUGUAUGCAGGGAUGUUCAUUUGUAUAUCGUUUGUGCCAACUCUCAAAGCUCCAUAUCAGGAAGGAUA